AUGAAAUACUCAUCAAUCAUAUUUAUAGCUGGUACUGCAUUAGCAGCUACUACUUCAUUAUCAGAUAUCAAUUUAGUUGAAACACCAAUUAAUGCUGUUUCAAGUCUAUCAAUAGAUACAAAUUCACAACAAGAACCAACAUCAACUGCUGCUGCUACUGCUACUACUCCAACCUCAAGUGGUUUAGUAGAUGCUUUAGUUGGUGAUUUAUCAGGUGGUUCUGAAUCAAGUUCAACAACUACAACUAAUAGUAUAAAUACAAAUACUCAACAACAACAACAAACUCAGGCUGCAUCAUCAAGUGAAGGUUUCUUAGAUGGUUUGUUAGAUGGAAUUUUAGGAACACGAGCUACUGCUAACACCAGUUCACAAACAAUUGCAAAUACAGCUGUUACAUCUUCAACUUCGGCUGAUUUAUUCGGUGAUAUAAUUGAUGGUUUAUUUGGUGGUGGUGAUUCAACAACUGCGAAUGCAAAUACUCCAACUACAACUGCUGCUGGUACAGUAUCUUCUUCAACUGAUGAUUUCUUAGGAGGUUUAUUAGAUGAUUUAUUCGGUGAUUCAGGUAAUACUGCUUCAACCACAACUUCAAUAGCAUCUUCAUCAUCAACUGGGGGAGAUAAUAUAUUAGGAGAUUUAUUUAAUGAUUUAUUUGGUGGUUCAGAUAGUUCUAACUCAACUUCAAAUACUAAUUCUUCAUCAUCAUCAUCAUCAUCAUCAGGUUCAUUCAUUGAUGAAUUAUUAAAUGAAUUAUUUAGUCCAUCAAAUUCAACUUCAUCAUCAUCAGGCUCAUCAAGUGGUGAUAUUUGGGAAGAUAUAUUAGAUUUUGGAGAAGAAGCAAUUUCAGAUUUAUUGAGUACUUCAGGAUCAGCUAUAUUAUCAGCAAUUUUUCAAUUUGCAGGAGAAAUCUUUGAUGAUUUAUUUAGUAGUUCAGGUUCAAGUGGAUCGUCAGGUAAUUUCUUUAGUGAAUUAAUUUCAGAUUUAUUUGGUGGUUCAUCAAGUUCUGGUGGUUCAUCAUUAAGUUUUAGUGAUUUAAUUUCAGAUGUUUUUACAACUUUAUUUACAUCAAUUUUUGGUGGUUCUUCAGGUUCUUCAACUGGUUCAUGUACACCAAAAUUUAAGAAAAGAUCAACUAUAAGUAAAAAAGAAAUUAGAAAAGCUGUUAGAUCAAGUGUUAAUAGAGUAAUUGCAAGAAAGAAGGCCGAAAUACAAUCAAAAAGAGAUAAUAUAAUGCAAAGUAACUUGAAAAGUUAA
Messenger RNA from Insectozyma verbasci, 1254 nucleotides. The record is from the annotation of a GenBank genome assembly. Lineage: Eukaryota; Fungi; Ascomycota; Pichiomycetes; Serinales; Debaryomycetaceae.